This is a messenger RNA of Spinacia oleracea (spinach), 1521 nucleotides long. RefSeq lists its product as uncharacterized. The record is from RefSeq and is a predicted model, not a curated record. The transcript has 4 exons. Lineage: Eukaryota; Viridiplantae; Streptophyta; Magnoliopsida; Caryophyllales; Amaranthaceae. The coding region runs from base 1 to 1521 and encodes 506 amino acids.
AUGCGAUAUUUCCCUCUUAUCCCGAGGCUAAAAAGAAUCUACAUGUCACCAGAAACAACAGAAGAUAUGAGAUGGCAUGAUACAGAGCGAUUGGGUGAAGAUGAUAAGAAGAUUUUGAGGCAUCCUUCAGAUGCCUUAGCAUGGAAGACAUUUGAUGAGCGUCAUAGAGAUUUUGCAUUAGACCCUCAUAGUGUCCGAUUCGGUCUUGCGAGUGAUGGGUUUAAUCCUUAUCGUUUAAUGAACACCACUUAUAGUACGUGGCCAGUGAUGUUGAUUCCUUAUAAUCUUCCACCAUGGUUAUGUAUGAAACCAUCUUCUUUCAUUUUUUCCACACUUAUUCCCGGAAAAGCAAGUCCUGGAAAUGAUAUUGAUGUGUACUUGCAGCCAUUAGUGCAUGAAUUGAAAUUGUUGUGGACGGGGGUUGAAGCUUUUGAUGCUUUUGAAGGAAAGAAAUUUAAUUGCUUUGGACUAUUAAUGACUUUCCUGGCUAUGCAAUGCUCUCUGGGUGAAAAAUUUUGUGAGAAGUAUGGAACUAAUGAGCGGGGUAAAGCUCCAUCUCGUCCUAGCGGGACUGAUUUAUUGAGUGAACAAGAGAAGGUCGAGUAUGUUUAUGGAAAGUCGAAGGCACCCCAGAAAAAGAGACAAAGAGGAGAUAAUGAUAACAAUGAUGUCCAACAUGAAAGUGCUUUUGGUAAAAAGAGAAGCAUAUUCUUUGAUUUAGUGUAUUGGGAGCAUAAUCUUUUAAGGCAUAAUUUAGAUGUAAUGCACAUUGAGAAAAAUGUGUCUGAGAAUAUUUUGGGAACUCUUCUUAGUAUGGAUAAGAGUAGAGAUAGUAGGGAAGAUCGAAAAGCUCUUGAAAAAUGGAGAAUAAAGCCUCACCUUUGGCUUAGUACUAAUCCUAAUGGAAGUGAAUACAUGCCUCCAGCUUCCUAUUCUAUGUCUACGGAGGAGAAAGAGAGGUUCUUAAAUGUUCUGCAGAAACUUAAAGUUCCGGAUGGAUAUGGAUUCAACCUCUCUAGUUGUAGGUUGUGCUCUACUACUAUUGAUCCAGAUGAUUUAGAUGAUCUUCAAGAUGGAAUUAUUUUAACUCUUUGUAAGUUGGAAAUAGAGUUCCCGCCUUCAUUUUUCACAAUCAUGGUCCAUUUGUUGAUUCACUUAGUGGAGGAGGUUAAACUUGGUGGACCAGUGCAAUACAGAUGGAUGUAUCCCAUUGAAAGGUACUUGUUCCAUUUGAAAUCACAUGUAACGAAUAAAGCCCAACCUGAAGGAUCUAUUGCGGAAGGCUUCCUAUUAGAGGAGACAAUUAUGUUUUGUUCGAGAUAUCUUGAAGGUGUUAAGACCAUCUUUAACAUACCUACGAGGAUGGAUGAUGAGAUUUCAAAUUCCAAUGAUUACUUGUUUAACACUUGUGGUCGAGUUGUUGGGAAGGAGGUCACCAUUCGCCUUGAUGACAAAAGCUUAAAACAAGCUCAUCGCUACGUUUUACUUCACUCUGAUGCGAUCAAAGGGGAUAUGGAGUAA